AUGCGGCUGCACCUGGGCGCGCUGGCCGGCGCGGCGGCGCUCGGCGGGGCGCUCAGCUUCGUGCUGCUGGCGGCGGCCAUCGGCACUGACUUCUGGUACAUCAUCGACACCCAGCGACUGGAGCACAGCGAGCGGGGAGCCGCCAACCGCAGCCAGCCCGAGCAGCUGAGCUCCCACUCGGGCCUGUGGCGGACCUGCCGGGUCCAGAGCCCUUGCACGCCGCUGAUGAACCCCUUCUGGCAGGAGAACGUGACAGUGAGCGACUCCAGCAGACAGCUUCUCACCAUGCAUGGGACCUUUGUGAUUCUGCUGCCGCUCAGCCUGAUCCUCAUGGUCUUUGGCGGCAUGACGGGCUUUCUGAGCUUCCUCAUCAGGGCGCACCUCCUGCUUCUCCUCACCGGGAUUCUCUUCCUCUUUGGAGCCGUGGUGACCCUCGCCGGCAUCAGCGUCUACAUCGCCUACUCGGCCGCCGCCUUCCAGGAGGCCCUGUGUUUGCUGGGGGAGAAGGGGCUACUGGACCAGGUGGACAUCCGCUUCGGCUGGUCGCUGGCCCUGGGCUGGGUCAGCUUCAUCGCCGAACUGCUCACAGCGGCGGCCUUCCUGGCGGCGGCCCGAGAGCUCACGCUGCGACAGCGGCAGGACCCGGCCAUCUGA
Messenger RNA from Elephantulus edwardii (Cape elephant shrew), 654 nucleotides. RefSeq names its product transmembrane protein 114 (gene TMEM114). The transcript has 4 exons. Bases 1 to 654 code for a protein of 217 amino acids. Lineage: Eukaryota; Metazoa; Chordata; Mammalia; Macroscelidea; Macroscelididae. Gene Ontology annotation, cellular component: apical plasma membrane. The record is from RefSeq and is a predicted model, not a curated record.